UCGCUGAGCUUAAUAUAAUACCAGACGAAAUUCACAGUAACGAGAUAUCGUGACACAUUGACGCCUAAUCACCGGCGAAGGGGGAGGUGGUCCAGAAUUAGUUAAUUCAAUGAUUGUGGCCAGUCCCUAUGCGUCGGCCGAGUGCUGCCCAAACUUGAAUAACAAAAAAAACACAGUAGGUACGGUCAUCCAACGACGAUCUUUUUUUGGGUAACUCACACACCUUGAAUUGGAUUUCUAAUGAAAAUGCAGACUUUGGUGGCAUGCGCGUUUGUAGCGCUUUCUUGCAUAACAGCGCUUUCAGCGCUUCAGAUGACAGACGUCCAACUGGAGAGAACACUAGCCGACCGGGGGACGAUGCAGCGCCACAUCCGAUGUGCGCUAGGAGAGGGGCCGUGCGAUCCAGUUGGAAUUAGACUACGAACGCUCGCGCCACUCGUCCUUCGCGGCGCGUGUCCACAAUGUUCCGCGCAAGAGACCCGUCAAAUUCGUCGUACCCUCGCUUUCGUCCAGCGGAACUACCCGUGGGAGUGGGCGAAAAUCGUUAUCUACAUAUUAGUGUUGUGCACUCUAGCGGCUACUUACGCGGCAGAGACUCCGAGGCCCGCGGUGUCAGACACUGCUCUAGAAGACGCCCUCAAUGACAAGCGGUUCAUACAGAGACAACUCAAAUGCGCCCUUGGAGAGGCGCCGUGUGAUCCUAUUGGAAAACGCUUAAAGACUCUUGCACCACUGGUACUGCGAGGUGCGUGCCCCCAAUGUUCCCCACAAGAGACAAGACAGAUCCAACGCACGCUCUCGUACGUCCAGCGAAACUUCCCGCAACAGUGGGCGAAGAUCGUACGGCAAUAUUCCGGUUAACAUUGUAUAAAUAGAUGUUGGACUAUAUUAUAAUUAAUAAAUUAUGCUAAAGUAGUAUAAGGAUAAAAAAAUUCAAUCUUAGACUAAGGGCGACAUCUAUAGAGCGCACUCUGACUUUGCUCAGACUUAAAACGAGACAUAUGUAUAUAAUCUCUUGCUAGAAUACGUCUCGUUUUAACUCAACUUAGAUCUGAGCAAAGUCAAAUUACGCUCUGUAAAUCUCACACUAAAAUACUGAAAUCUAUAGAGCGCACUUUGACUUUGCUUAGAUUUAAGUUUCAGUUAAAACGAGACAGAUUUAUGCCAGCGGUAUAAUGCUAUCUCGUUUUAAGUCUGAGCUAAGCCAAAGUGGGCCCUAAAGAUCUCAACCUAAGAUCUAUAAUAGAGCUAUACUUUCCUCAAACUUGGCAUAAAUCUGUCUUGUUUUAACUAAAACUUAGGUCUGAGCAAAGUCAAAUUACGCUCUAUAGGUCUCAGGGGGUUAGUCAAUAAAUAUUGUGAACAUUAUGGCUUUGACCUACCUACUGUACCCAAUACCCAUUAGGCAAAUAUAGUUUUCUCUUGUUUGCCCACACAGUUGUAAUUAUCUGUGGCAUGGGGCGUGCCCCUGGCAUGCUAUAUAUAUAUAUCUAGUAAUUAUUAUCUAGGUAAUGGUACUCAAUAUUUUUCCAGUUAACUAUUGGUUCGCGAUUCUGGUUCGUGAUAUUAUUCGAUUAUUAUCGAACUCGUGCAACACUUACUAUGACAGCGCGGACGUCCACCCCUCACCUUAUGUACCUACCUACUACGAUUGCCAUCUCGACCUAUCGCGAACAAUAGGUACCUAUAUUGAUUGGAGGAUCCAGAUCCAAAUAUUUAGGUAUCGCCAUCUAGAUUACGAAUCACGAUAAACUGUAGCACGUCUGUCACUAUUCACUUGCUCGUCUCGUUACCAUGUAAAUUAGACAAAAUGUAAAUACCUAUCUAUCAUGCAUGCCCAUUACCCAUUUAGCGAUUUGAGAAAUACAAAAUUUGUAAAUAUUUUAAAAUAAGAAUUAAAUUAUACAUAGGUACCUACAUUAGCUAUUGUAGGAUUAAUCUAAAAAUGUACCUAUUAACUAUGUAGGUAUAUAAAAAAAAAUUAUUGGAAGUUAUACCUACUUAUAUACUUGCAUAUUUAUUUUCUUAGUGAAUUUUGAUCUACCUAAGUACUUAUCUUAUAUCUAUUUAAACUUUACCUAGGUACCUAUCUGCAAUGCAUUUCUUUUUAUGUGCUACUUGUGAUUUAAUAAAAACCAAAAAUAAAAGUGCUUACC
Maniola jurtina (meadow brown) is the source of this 2156-nucleotide messenger RNA. RefSeq names its product ejaculatory bulb-specific protein 3-like (gene CSP16). The coding region runs from base 241 to 861 and encodes 206 amino acids. The record is from RefSeq and is a predicted model, not a curated record. NCBI's taxonomy places the organism in Eukaryota, Metazoa, Arthropoda, Insecta, Lepidoptera, Nymphalidae. The transcript is spliced from 5 exons.